This is a messenger RNA of Salvia splendens (bonfire salvia), 1183 nucleotides long. RefSeq names its product syntaxin-81. NCBI's taxonomy places the organism in Eukaryota, Viridiplantae, Streptophyta, Magnoliopsida, Lamiales, Lamiaceae. The record is from RefSeq and is a predicted model, not a curated record. The transcript has 9 exons. Gene Ontology annotation, cellular component: SNARE complex; membrane; endoplasmic reticulum. The coding region runs from base 190 to 1143 and encodes 317 amino acids. Gene Ontology annotation, biological process: retrograde vesicle-mediated transport, Golgi to endoplasmic reticulum.
UAAAGUGCCCCAUAAACCCGAUUUUCCCGCCAUCUCCCACUCGUUCUCUCUGCUUAUGCCCCUCUCCCAGCCUCCGACCACAGCAGGUUAAAUCUCUUUUACUCUUCUCGAGUUUUCCUUGUGCACCAGACUACUCUCUCUGAAAUAUUGAGAAGGGCACUCCGGUCCUGCUAAAUAGGAGUUGAAGGCAUGACAAAAGCCAGAGAUAGAACUGAGGAUUUUAAGGAUGUUGUGCGCCGAGCAGCACUAAAUUUGGGAUAUGAUGAGUCCAAAAUUGCAGCGAUAAUGGCGUCUUUUAUCAUGCAUAAGUUUCUAGAAAGAUCAUUGUUCACCAAAGCUGCACUAACAACGCUUGAAAGUAUUAGAGCAUUAGAGCAGUUCCUCUUGAAGCAUAAAAAGGAUUACGUAGAUGUAUACCGAAUUACUGAAAAAGAGAGGGAUAGCAUCGAGCAUGAGGUUACAGUUUUCAUAAAAGCCUGCAAAGAGCAAAUAGAUGUACUCAAGAAUAGCAUAAAUAACGAGGAAGAAAAUUCAAAGGGAUGGCUUGGUUUAAGGAGUGACAGUUCGAAUGCUGAUACCAUAGCUCACAAACAUGGAGUGGUAUUGAUCUUAAGCGAAAAGCUUCACUCGGUAACAUCCCAGUUUGAUCAGCUUCGAGCUGUACGCUUUCGAGAAGCUAUCAACCGGGUGACACCUAGAAGAAAAGUCAAACAGAAAGGCUCUACUGUUGCAGAGAGCUCAACUUCUGGAAGUAUUGAGUCGUCGAGGGAAGUAAGCAAUGCAGAAACGAGGCAGAAAGAUGAUGGUCAAGCAGAGCCAAUUAGAUUCCAGCAACAGCACUUAGAUGAUGAGACACAUGCCCUUCAGGUAGAGUUAGCUACGAUGUUAGACGCUGUUCAGGAUACAGAGACGAAGAUGGUGGAAAUGUCAGCACUGAACCACCUCAUGUCUACUCAUGUUUUGCAACAGGCCCAACAGAUCGAAUUUUUGUACGAGCAGGCAGUUGAGGCUACAAAUAACGUGGUGCUUGGGAAUAAAGAGCUGUCACAAGCCAUCCAAAGGAAUAGCAGUAGCAGAACUUUUCUUUUGCUCUUUUUAUUUGUCCUUAUCUUUUCAGUUCUCUUUCUUGAUUGCUAUAGCUAAUUUACAUUUUAAUAUUGAUUGAGCAUGAAUUUUAUUCAAA